AUGCCUGCCGCUGUAGGAAUAGCAUGGACCGUGUUUGCAAUCACGGCUCUUUGCUUGUCUUUAUUUAGUAUUGCAUUUACAAAAUAUUACCAAAGUAGAAGGGAUUCCGAGUUAUCAGCCACGGUUGUCACCAUGAUUGCACUUGCAUUGAUAUUUGCGACCGUUGCAUUACUACCCGUCGAUAUAUUUUUGGUUUCAUCCACCGUGGAUUCCCGUACUGGAUUAAAAAAGCUAUGGGCAGAUAAAGAUACCAUCUAUUGGAUGACAUUUACAGUUCAAAUCAUGUAUUACGUCUUUUACGGAUCCAUCGUAGCAUUUAGUUUCUUCGUGAUCCCAUAUGCUUAUUUCUAUUAUGAAGAGUACGAAGAGGAGGGUCAAUCCAAGAGUCAACGCAGAUUAAGCGCACUGAAAUACACCAUCUUUACAGUUUCCAUUGUUGGAUGUUUGUUCUUAUUUGGCUUAUUCCUCAAGCCAAACAUCUUGCCUCCACACAUUGAUUUGGAUUGGUUCAAGUAUUUGCUCACAGAGAGUCAUGGAGCAAAGGCAAUCUGGUUUGUUGUAGGCUGUUUAUUUGUACCCGGCAUGGCUGUUUUCAUUGUCUAUACGGCACCCGGUUUAUCUAUUAUACCAUUUAAUUUAAUUAAAGGCAAGCGUAGAAUUGAUGCAGAACAUGAUGAAAUCAAUCAUCGGUUAGUUGUGGUCCGGGAACAGCAGCGCUUGAUUGAACACAAGUAUGCUGGAUCAGAUCAAGCAUUGUCAGCACAUGAUUACCGUACAUUAGAGAACUUGAACGACGAAGAACGAAUUCUUGUGCGUCGUCUAAGUGGCAUUGAGGAAGAUAAGGGCAAUUUCCUUCAAAAAGUACUGAAGGUGCUUAGACCAUUUCAAGUUUUAAUCGGAUUGAUCAUAUUAGUCUUUGUCGUCUUGAUGGCUGUAUCCAUGUUUAUGACCAUCAUUGACAAAGUAACUUGGUCCGUGUGCGGUAGAAAGUGUGGUUAUAUCAUCAGCCAUCCCAAGCUAUUUAAUCCCAUCAACUUUAUAUUUGUGCAUUUGCAAAAGCUAUUCCCCUUGGACUAUAUCUUUAUGGUGGCCAUCAUCAUCUACUUUUUCCUGGCUACCAUGACAGGCAUCAUUCAUAUUGGCGUGCGAUUCUUUUGGGUCACCUUGUACCGUAUUAAGAGAGGAUCUACUGCUCCACAGGGAUUGCUUUUCUCUGCCAUUCUGCUCACCUUUGGCUUGUUGGCAUUGAACUACUCCAUCACAUCCGUCGUAGCGCCGGGAUAUGCGCAUUAUGGUAGCCAAGUAUAUUGUAACCACACCGAGGGAGGAAGAAGAGAUUGUACGUAUGAGGUAGACAAGAUUGUGCCUUGUGAUAUCUAUGCUCCCACUGAAAUUUGUACUCCAACUGUCUCUGCCACUUUGAUCGACCGCAUCACCUUAAAUACUCCCAUCUUUGGCCUCAUCUUUUAUUAUUCUCAAUGGCUAUUUUUAAUAUCGUUCAUCCUGGGCUUCUUGAUCGCACUAUUCAGAGCCCCUAGCAACAACAGCGAACCAGAGUCUGCUGAUGCAUUGGAUGCUGAGGAGGAAGCUGGUUUGUUAGAUGGACAUCAUCGUUAG
This is a messenger RNA of Mucor velutinosus, 1617 nucleotides long. RefSeq lists its product as uncharacterized. Lineage: Eukaryota; Fungi; Mucoromycota; Mucoromycetes; Mucorales; Mucoraceae. Gene Ontology annotation, cellular component: vacuolar membrane. Bases 1 to 1617 code for a protein of 538 amino acids. Gene Ontology annotation, biological process: protein localization to vacuole. The record is from RefSeq and is a predicted model, not a curated record. The transcript has 11 exons.